AUGAUUGUGGUCAGGAGAAAGCGGCUCUCCCUCGCCAUCUCAGACCUCCGGAGUUUCCCACCUGUACCACCCAAGAAGAAGAACCACUUCAGGGUGACAGGGCUGGCAAAGACAAGGCUGGCCUUGAACUUCAAGAGAUCUGACUGCCAGUCAAGAUGGUGCAGAAAGCGAAGAAGGAAGUCCUGCCCCUCCAAAGUCAAAGCUAAAGCAAAGGCCUUGAAAGCCAAGAAGGCAGUGCUGAAAGGCAUCCACAGCCACAAAAAGAAGAAGAUCCGCACAUCGCCCACCUUUCGGAGGCCCAAGACCCUGCGGCUACGAAGGCAGCCUAAAUACCCCCGGAAGAGCGCGCCCAGGAGGAACAAGCUUGACCAGUAUGCCAUCAUCAAAUUCCCCCUGACCACCAAGUCAGCCAGGAAGAAGAUAGAAGACAACAACACACUUGUGUUCAUUGUGGACGUCAAGACAAACAAGCACCAGAUCAAACAGGCUGUAAAGAAACUCUAUGACAUCGAUGUGGCCAAAGUCAACACCCUCAUAAGGCCUGAUGGAGAGAAGAAGGUGUAUGUUCAGUUGGCUCCUGAUUAUGAUGCUCUGGAUGUUGCCAACAAAAUUGGAAUCAUCUAA
This is a messenger RNA of Chionomys nivalis (European snow vole), 624 nucleotides long. Its product is annotated as 60S ribosomal protein L23a-like. Lineage: Eukaryota; Metazoa; Chordata; Mammalia; Rodentia; Cricetidae. Gene Ontology annotation, biological process: translation; ribosomal large subunit assembly. The record is from RefSeq and is a predicted model, not a curated record. Gene Ontology annotation, cellular component: cytosolic large ribosomal subunit; ribosome. The transcript is spliced from 2 exons. Gene Ontology annotation, molecular function: structural constituent of ribosome. Bases 1 to 624 code for a protein of 207 amino acids.